AUGCCAGGGAACUCAACAGGAGGAAAGAAAAGAAGCAGUCUUGGCGAAAGGGUCUCCGCAGGAGAGUCUCUGAAGGGGACGGCUCGCGAAGAUGCUACUUGGAGCCAAUACAGAGGAGACCUCAAGACUGCUUGCUUUGGUGGUGAAUCACAUUUGUUCCGAUUGGCUUUGAAUCUGCUGCUCAACAACCUGCUGACUGUCCUUGGAAUUUCAAGAGGAGGGAAGAAAAGAAGCAGUCUUGGCGAAAGGGUCUCCGCAGGAGAGUCUCUGAAGGAGACGGCUCGCGAAGAUGCUACUUGGAGCCAAUAUAGAGGAGACCUCAAGACUGCUUGCUUUGGUGGCACAUCAAACAUUCCUCAACAUUGGCUCAGGUUCAACAAACAGUCCACAGCAGUGACAACACUUUGGCAUUCAUGGAGGGAGGAAAAGAAACAGUCUUGGUGA
Penicillium brevicompactum is the source of this 444-nucleotide messenger RNA. RefSeq lists its product as uncharacterized. Bases 1 to 444 code for a protein of 147 amino acids. The record is from RefSeq and is a predicted model, not a curated record. The transcript has a single exon. Lineage: Eukaryota; Fungi; Ascomycota; Eurotiomycetes; Eurotiales; Aspergillaceae.